Molecule: messenger RNA, 2367 nt
Organism: Suncus etruscus (white-toothed pygmy shrew)
Lineage: Eukaryota; Metazoa; Chordata; Mammalia; Eulipotyphla; Soricidae
Gene: EIF4B
Product: eukaryotic translation initiation factor 4B
Exons: 15
Coding region: 74-1891 (605 amino acids)
Molecular function (GO): RNA binding
Source: RefSeq, a predicted model, not a curated record
GUGGGCGGGCGGCCCGGCCGAGUCACGUGACCGCCGCAUCCGGGUCCUUUGCGUUCUCGCUCCCUCUCCCAACAUGGCGGCCUCAGCAAAAAAGAAGAAUAAGAAGGGAAAGACUCUUUCCCUAACAGACUUUCUGGCUGAGGAUGGUGGAACUACUACUCCUAAACCAGUCUGCUGGGCCGAUGAAACAGAUGAUAUGGAAGGAGAUGUUUCAACUACUUGGCACAGUAAUGAUGACACGUAUAGGUCAGCUCCAAUUGACCGUUCCAUCCUGCCCACUGCUCCACGGGCUGCUCGGGAACCCAAUAUCGACCGGAGCCGUCUUCCCAGAUCUCCACCCUAUACUGCUUUCCUAGGGAACUUACCCUAUGAUGUGACGGAAGAGUCCAUUAAGGAGUUUUUUAGAGGAUUAAAUAUCAGUGCGGUACGUUUACCACGUGAAUCCACCUUUCCAGAGAGGUUGAAAGGUUUUGGUUAUGCUGAAUUUGAAGACCUGGAUUCCUUGUUCAGUGCCCUCAGCCUCAAUGAAGAGUCUUUAGGUAACAGGAGAAUUCGAGUGGAUGUUGCUGAUCAAGCACAGGAUAAAGACAGGGAUGAUCGUUCUUUUGGCCGAGAUAGAAACCGGGAUUCUGACAAAACAGAUACAGACUGGAGGGCCCGUCCUGCUACAGACAGUUUCGAUGACUACCCUCGAAGAGGUGAUGAUAGCUUUGGAGACAAGUAUCGAGAUCGUUACGAUUCUGAUCGGUACCGAGAUGGCUAUCGGGAUGGCCCACGCCGGGAUAUGGAUCGCUAUGGGGGCCGAGAUCGCUAUGAUGACCGAGGUGGCAGAGACUAUGAUAGAGGCUAUGAUUCCAGGAUAGGCAGUGGCAGAAGAGCUUUUGGUAGUGGAUAUCGUAGGGAUGAUGACUACAGAGGAGGUGGGGACCGCUAUGAAGACAGAUAUGAAAGACGAGAUGAUCGGUCUUGGAGCUCCAGGGAUGAUUAUUCCCGGGAUGACUAUAGGCGUGAUGAUAGAGGUCCCCCCCAAAGACCCAAACUGAACCUGAAGCCUCGGAGUACUCCUAAAGAAGAUGAUUCCUCUGCUAGCACCUCCCAGUCCAGUCGAGCAGCCUCUAUCUUUGGAGGGGCAAAGCCUGUUGACACAGCUGCUAGAGAACGAGAAGUAGAAGAGCGGCUACAGAAGGAACAGGAAAAAUUGCAGCGUCAGCUGGAUGAGCCAAAACUAGAUCGUCGACCUCGGGAGCGACACCCAAGCUGGCGAAGUGAAGAAACUCAGGAACGGGAACGGUCGAGGACAGGAAGUGAGUCAUCACAGACUGGAACCUCCGCCACAUCUGGCAGAAGUAAGUCAGAUCAGGAUACACGAAGGAGAGAGAGUGAGAAAUCUCUUGAAAACGAAACACUCAAUAAGGAGGAAGAGUGCCACUCUCCAACAUCUAAACCUCCCAAACCUGAACAGCCUCUAAAGGUAAUGCCAGCCCCUCCACCAAAGGAGAAUGCGUGGGUGAAGCGAAGUUCUAACCCUCCUGCUCGAUCUCAGAGCUCAGACACAGAGCAGCAGUCCCCUACAAGUGGUGGAGGGAAAUUAGUUCCAGCUCAGCCAUCUGAAGAAGGACCAGUAAGGAAAGCAGAUGAAAAUAAAGUAGAUGGUGUGAGUGUCCCAAAAAGCCAAAGUGGCAAUUCCUGCCGUGGUCCAGGAGAUGGGGGGAACAAAGACCACUGGAAGGAGUCAGACAGGAAAGAUGGCAAAAAGGAUCAAGACUCCCGAUCUGCACUUGAGCCAAAGAAACCUGAAGAAAAUCCAGCCUCUAAGUUCAGCUCUGCAAGCAAGUAUGCUGCUCUGUCUGUAGAUGGAGAAGACGAGAAUGAGGGGGAUUACACUGAAUAGACCUCUACAUCCUGUGCUUUUUCCUAAUCUCUCCACCCUGGAACAGAUUCAAGAGUAAAUCAAACCUACCAGACAAGACAAAAUAAAACUCACCAUCUCCUUGAAACCUUUCUUAAUUUUUUUUAAAUGAAAUUCUUUUGCAUGUUGCUGCAGCCUUUAAACUAUUGAACUAACUGGAGAGUCACCAAUGUAGCCAGAAAGGACUACAACUUUUAACAGAAAGUUGUGGUGUUUAUUGUUUUGUUGGGUUCCUUUUUGGUUUGGGGUUUUGUUUUGUUUUGUUUUAAACAUACACAGUUUCCUCUGUGUGCGUAGUGCCUGGGACCCUCCAUUUAGCAAAAGGCAAUGACGUUGAUACUGUCUGGAAUCUGAUUGGGCAGUAGAGGCAGGUGAAAGAAAGUAUAAGCUACUUCCCCUGUUUUGGCAUAUAUGAAUUCUCAAACAUCCACUGAAUAAACUUCAUCUUUGGAAGAGUA